GGUCGUUCUCUCUCUCUCUCUAUAGAAAUUUAUAUCACAGAGGCUCAAAAAGCUCUCCCAUGGAGUUUGGAGCUGUUAACUUUCCAUCAGUGGGUUCUGUCGGCCACAAGUACGCGUCGAGUUAGUCCCGAUUGGUAAAGAUCUGAAGAUUCUCGGAUUCGGGUUCCAAGAAGGGAAGCCUGUGCUGUGGCACUUUCCACCUCGGAUUGAGCUUGAGCCUCCGGGAGUUACUGUACAGUGCUCAAGAUGUUAAUUCAGCUGGCUAGUGGGUUCUUUAAUUUCUAGGCAGGAAUUUUAGUUUAGAAAUAAGACUUUUGUGGGUGGAGUCGGGGUAGAAAUUUUGUGGGAAUUCUUUAAUUCUGAAAGUCCUUUUCUUUUAAUGGAGUCGUGGAGCUAUAUUUCUGAAGGGAAGGCUUUUGUAUCAGAUGAGACUGUCUCGCAAUUUGAUUUGCUUGCAAGGAGCAAAAAUGCCGUCAUGAAUUGGGAACUAAGAAGUCCGCCUAGUUUUGGCAAUAGUGUGGUCGUCUUGGGUCAAGAAGCAGAUGUUGGCCAAGGUUUCGGCCAACUUGGUUUUCAAGAAAUAAUCAGGAAGCAAGUUCAACCUAAGUCCCCCAGGCAUGUCUUGACUGAUAAAUUUGAUGACGGAAAUGGUGCGAGUCAGAUUAUGGCUACCUUGGAUGCUUUUGGGGGAGAAGAGGAGUCCACUUCAAAUUUAUCGGUUUCAGGGGUUGACUGCAGUACCCAAGAUUCAUUGCUCAUUGACUUGAAAUUGGGAAGAUUUGGUGAAUCCAGGGAAGUGCUCGGCGCAAAAUUUCCUCAAGGAGGGAAAAAGGUUUUAUCUUCUUCUGAAUCAUCGACACCUCCAAAGCGAGCUCGCUCUGGUGCAGCGAAUUGCCAUACCGCUUAUUGCCAAGUUUAUGGAUGCAACAAAGAUCUCAGCUCUUCAAAAGACUACCACAAGAGGCACAAAGUGUGUGAGGUUCACUCAAAGACUGCCCAAGUAGUUGUUAAUGGAAUUGAACAGCGUUUUUGCCAGCAAUGUAGCAGGUUUCAUUUGCUAGCUGAAUUUGAUGACGGUAAGCGCAGCUGUCGUAAACGUCUCAGUGUCCACAAUGAGCGUCGCCGGAAGCCUCAUGUUGGUGUUCAGUCUGGUAGUGUUGGCAGGCUGUUGCAGUCAUACGAUGGUAGCGGGCUUGAGAGGAAUCUGUUAGCGCCAACCUCCUUCAUCUGCCAAGAUACACUUGCUGGCGAAAAGUUUCUGAAUUCUGGGCUAUAUGGAAUGAAUAAUUGGUAUGAGCGCAUCAAAGCUGAAGAUGAAACCGGUCUUGGUCCUCCAUCAGCUAUUCCCAUCCCAAACAGGCAUCCGAAUGCGAUAUCACUGAUCUCUCCUUACAAAUUUGAGAGACAAUUUUCCCUCUUCGAUGGAGGCAGAGUAAAAUCCACAUCAUGCGGCAUUUCCAGUAAAAAUAAUCAGAUUCCACGUGAGCUGGGUGGGCAAAACUCUUCACAUUCCUCUUUUCAAGACACCUCCUUCGGUAGUGAGGACUUUGCUAUUUUCGACACAGCAUCAACUGUACAAGGAAUAUCGGGGAUCGUAGAAUCUGGCCUUGCUCUCUCUCUUCUGUCAUCUCUAUCUCAAAAUUCUUCGAGCCGCUCCCGAAUUCCCAUGGCUCAGUCUUUGUUCAUGGCAGGCGCCGACUAUCAUUCCUCUCUGUGCGAAGCAUCCGACAAGCUAGUGGAUUUGAGUUCGCAUGCUUCCAUAGGGGUGGAGUUGAAAAAAUUGUCUUCGUCGGUGAUGGACUCUGCAGAAGGAAACCUCCCAGGUCAUACCAUGAUUUCUGAUUUGGAGAUCUCCGAUGGGAUUCUGCAGGGAUCUGGUUUUGUAAACUCCAGGGACAAUCUUUCUCCUAAAGGUGGUGGUACUACAAUGAACUUGCUUCAAUUGUCAUCACAACUUCACCGUGUGGAGGAUCGAAGGCAAUCCAUCCAUUUGAAGGAGCAAAAUGAUGUUUUCGGUUGUCCCAGGAUCACUUGAGCACUCCAACGCGAGGUACAAGAGGAAAUCCUGGAAACUCCAUUUACUCGAUGGGUAGGUAGCGCCUGUAUUUCUUUCGUAUUCAGUUUGCUUUGUCGACAUUCGCUUUAUUGGAAAUCAACUGUAUAUACUAUGAGGAGAAAUUAUUUGAUUAUUUUUUCCCA
Messenger RNA from Syzygium oleosum, 2199 nucleotides. Its product is annotated as squamosa promoter-binding-like protein 13A. Gene Ontology annotation, cellular component: nucleus. Bases 380 to 2035 code for a protein of 551 amino acids. The transcript is spliced from 4 exons. NCBI's taxonomy places the organism in Eukaryota, Viridiplantae, Streptophyta, Magnoliopsida, Myrtales, Myrtaceae. The record is from RefSeq and is a predicted model, not a curated record. Gene Ontology annotation, molecular function: DNA binding.